Colletotrichum truncatum is the source of this 684-nucleotide messenger RNA. RefSeq lists its product as uncharacterized. The record is from RefSeq and is a predicted model, not a curated record. Lineage: Eukaryota; Fungi; Ascomycota; Sordariomycetes; Glomerellales; Glomerellaceae.
AUGGCUAAAAAGGUUUACUCACGAACUGUCGUAGAAGAGGCACCAAGCCACGAUGGCAAGAUUUGCUACGCUGCCUGGAAGCUAACGGAAUCGGAUCCCGAUGUCAGAACAUCGCCGGAAGCCUCCAACCGGCCAAAGUGGUCUAUCCAAGUCUACGACACCACUCCCAUGGCCGGUGAUCGAGAACAUAUAAUAACAGUCGCACAGAAGCUAGAAGAGUCGACCCGCCAAGGUCGCGACAGGAGGGGAGCGCCCAACCGCAUCGAGGUCCACGGCCUCCCGCUACACGCCGACACGCCAGAGAAUGAGCGCGUGGCGCGUUGCACGGCGCAUCACCGGGCCGAGGUCGCCGAGCGGAAUGCCACCGGGGUGACGGACUUUUUCAUUCCUCCAACGUUCGACGACACCUGGAAGCACCGGGUCCUGAUUAUUGACAAGCCCGAAGGCUCGUGGGAUGAGUCGGAGAAACAAGAUGGUGCUUUCCUCGCUGUAUUUUUCGACCUGCAGCCACAGGCCAGGGCCGAAGAUCCCGAUGGAUCUGACCUUCAUUCAAUACGCUUCACUGGUGCUGAUUUGGUUGAAAAUUUGCGGAGUUUCACCAAGUCAAUUGAGUGGUUUUACGAAUCAUACGUUGAAGACGGUACCAUCUACAGAGAUCUGGAGAAAUGGCAACAGAAGGCAUAG